CUUUUCGGUCGCGGCUGCCUCCACGCCACCAUGCCUCUGGCGAAGGACUUGCUGCAUCCUUCCCCUGAGGAGGAGAAGAGGAAGCACAAGAAGAAGCGGCUGGUGCAGAGCCCCAACUCCUACUUCAUGGACGUCAAGUGCCCGGGUUGCUACAAGAUCACUACGGUGUUUAGCCACGCUCAGACCGUCGUUUUGUGCGUGGGCUGCUCGACCGUGCUGUGCCAGCCCACGGGGGGCAAGGCGAGGCUGACAGAAGGCUGCUCUUUCAGGCGAAAGCAGCAUUAGGCGAAGGGAGCGGGGGAUGGAUGUGACUACUCGCACAGACGGCCGCGCAGGGCGCGAGGGCAGGGGCUGCGGCCGCGCGCCCAGGCCUGAUCCCCGGCGCGUGAGCCGGUGCCCGCGGAAGGCCCGCCGCAAAUGCGACUUUCGUACUGUCCCUGUAGCCCCACCCAUCCUGCUGUCAAUAAAUUUUGGAUAAAAUACA
Messenger RNA from Gymnogyps californianus (California condor), 484 nucleotides. It is a transcript of the gene RPS27, whose product is annotated as ribosomal protein S27. The record is from RefSeq and is a predicted model, not a curated record. The coding region runs from base 31 to 285 and encodes 84 amino acids. Gene Ontology annotation, cellular component: cytosolic small ribosomal subunit; ribosome. NCBI's taxonomy places the organism in Eukaryota, Metazoa, Chordata, Aves, Accipitriformes, Cathartidae. The transcript is spliced from 4 exons. Gene Ontology annotation, biological process: translation; ribosomal small subunit assembly. Gene Ontology annotation, molecular function: RNA binding; structural constituent of ribosome.